AUGAUACUGUAUGAAGCAGGUCUUGUUAGUCAGGGCAUUACUCCAUCUGGAAUCUCUGACUAUAAGGUCGCAACCUUCAGCUUUGGUGCUUCACCCCCAGUAGAAUUCCCCACCAGGGAUAAGUGGGCUGGAUCCGAUCAACUGUUUGAUGGAAUUAAAAAAAAUUAUAUAUAUUUAAUUACUUUUCUUUGUAGAGUUCACCAGUUCACCAAAGUCGAAAUGUUUUCUGUCUGUUCUCAAAAUCAAUCCGAAGAUAUGUUGGAAAGCUUCAAAGAUUUAGAAAUGGAUUUAUUCAAAAAGCUAGAUCUAAAUUUUAGACUUUUAGAUAUGCCACCGACAGAGCUAGGAGCUUCUGCUUAUCAAAAAUAUGAUAUUGAAACAUGGAUGCCCGGAAGGAAAUUGUGGGGUGAAAUUUCAAGUUGCAGUAACUGUACAGACUACCAAUCUAAACGCCUUAAUAUAAAAUACAUUGCAAAUAGCGGUGAUGUACUUUACGCACAUACUGUAAAUGGGACUGCAUCAGCUAUACCUAGGUUAUUGAUUAGUCUGGUCGAAUCUAAUCAGAUAGAUAAAAACACUGUGAAAUUGCCCAAUAUUCUCUUAAAUUAUUUAAGAAAAUCCGAAGUUGGUAAAGAAAAAAGUAUUCCAGAGAUUAAAUUAGUAAAACAUAUUAAGUCUAAUUCAAAACUAUAACUGUGUGAAUGUUUGUAAAUAUUGUACUAUUUAAAAUUUUUUUAUUUUGAAAAUUGUUUAUCGAUUUAUUUAAAAACAUUGUGUUAAUAUAUUGUUAAUUGUUGCUGAAUAUGCUACACAAUUAAAUAAAUAUUGUUUAUAUAAAUCUGAACUCAAGCUCAUUAAAAAGGAGAUGAGAUUGAAAAGAUUUUCCACAUUUU
Messenger RNA from Calliphora vicina (urban bluebottle blowfly), 893 nucleotides. RefSeq names its product serine--tRNA ligase, mitochondrial-like. The record is from RefSeq and is a predicted model, not a curated record. Gene Ontology annotation, biological process: mitochondrial seryl-tRNA aminoacylation. Lineage: Eukaryota; Metazoa; Arthropoda; Insecta; Diptera; Calliphoridae. Gene Ontology annotation, cellular component: mitochondrion. Bases 1 to 693 code for a protein of 230 amino acids. The transcript is spliced from 3 exons. Gene Ontology annotation, molecular function: ATP binding; tRNA binding; serine-tRNA ligase activity.